Molecule: messenger RNA, 1194 nt
Organism: Geodia barretti
Lineage: Eukaryota; Metazoa; Porifera; Demospongiae; Tetractinellida; Geodiidae
Source: the annotation of a GenBank genome assembly
AUGGAUUUGUGCGGCCCGUUGACGGGCACCAAGGUACUGGACCUGAGCGAGGAUAUCGCCGGGUCCUUUUGUGCCCGGCUUCUGGCCGAUUACGGCGCCGACGUCCUCAAAAUCGAACCGCCCGGCGGAUCGGCCAUGCGGCGAGUCGGGCCGUUCUACCACGAUGACCCGCACCCGGAGAAGAGCCUUUUCUUCCUCGUCCUCAACCUGAACAAGAAGGGCCUCACCCUGAACCUGGAUUCGGCUGCCGGGCGGCGCAUUCUGAAGGAACUGGUCCCCCACGUCGAUCUGGUCAUCGAGAGCUAUCGGCCCGGCCAUCUGGACGACUUGGGCAUCGGUUAUGCGGCGCUGUCCGCAAUAAAUCCCAACCUGGUGAUGACGUCGAUCACCCCCUUCGGCCAGACCGGCCCUUACAGCCAGUACGCCGGCGAGGAGAUCGUCUCCUACGCCAUGGGCAUGGUGAUGGGAAUCAGCGGGGUGCAGGGACGGCCACCCCUCAAACACGGCGGCUUCCAGGCCCAGUACCAGGGCGGCCUGUUCGGCGCCGGCGCAACCGCCAUGGCGUUGUUCGCCCAGGAUCGCCACGGUACCGGACAGCACGUGGACGUUUCCAUCACCGAGUGCGUCGCCUCCACCAUGAUGGCGACCCAGACCAUCUACCCCUUCAUCGGCGGCGUGCAGGUUCGAAGAGCCCCCGGAACCAUGUGGGAAAACCCGAUGCCCUGCAAGGACGGCUGGAUCAUUGUGCAGGCCGGCGGCGGCGCCACGUGGGACGACAUCGCCGACUUCUUUCAGGCCCCCGAGUUGCUGGAACCCAGGUUCGCCGACCGCGCCCAAAGGGUCCGCAACGGCCCGGCCAUGGACCAGGUGGUGCUGGAUGCCAUCAAGGACCGGGAAAAGUGGGAACUGUUCCCCAAGGCGGCCGAGAAGCGGAUGCUCUUCGGACUGGUGCAAACCCCUACCGAAUUGGCGGACUGCCCGCAGUUGGAGUCCCGCGAGUUUUACCGCGAAACCGAACACCCGGUUAUCGGCCGCGUCCAGGUGCCCGCCGAGCUGUUCCGCAUGACGCCGGCCGGAUACCAACUGCGCAUGGCCGCGCCAACGCUGGGCCAGCAUAACGAAGAAGUCUUUGUCGACGGCCUCGGGUAUGAUCGGGAAACACUGUCGGUCAUGCGGCAGCUGGACGUCAUCUAG